GCGGCGGGGCGUCCCGUCCCCUCCCGCCGCCACUCCGCUUUCAACUUCGUGACGGAAGGGUGGGCCAGUUUUCAUCCGCGGAAAACUACUUUACACGGCCUUCCACAGCAAAUAUAAAUUGAAGUAUAAGUUUUAUAGUGCCUAGGGAAUUGUUGGACAAUCUUUGGACGCUCCCAAACCGGUCCUGAGAAAACUGCUGUGGUGUUGAUCUGGCGUGUGAAAUCGUAAAGUUCAGCCGAUUAUGAUGUCUGUUCCGAAAGGAAAAAUGAGGACCGAGUGCAAAGUGUACGUGGGGAACCUUGGCAAUGCUGAUGCCAAGCAUGAGUUGGAAUCAGCUUUUUCUAAGUAUGGGCCUCUGGUCAAUGUGUGGGUAGCCCGCAAUCCUCCCGGGUUUGCCUUUGUGGAGUUUGAGGACCCAAGGGAUGCUGAGGACUCUGUGCGGGCUCUGGAUGGCACUCGACUAUGUGGUGUGCGGGUGAAGGUGGAGAUGUCAACUGGACGUUCUCGUCGUGACCGCUUCCACUCUCCUCCACGUCGAGGCGGCGCCGGUGCAAGGAGAUCAAGGUCGCGCUCCCCACGGAGGUUUGGGGGCAGCCGAGGACGAUCACGCUCCCGCUCCCCCAGGCGGUCCAGGUCCCGCUCUCCAAGGCCAGCUCGCCGUGGCUCCCCAAGGUAUGAUGACUACCACCGCCGCAGUGAAUCACCACAGCCCAAGAGGCGCUCACGCUCGAGGUCAUAAGUCCAGGCUGUCUGUUGGACGAUGUCUUGGAGUGGCUGGCCACAGAAGAGGGAUGUUCCAGAAAGUGGUAUUUGGUGUGGCCAACACAGCGUAUAUUUUUUUAUGGGUGGUGAGUUAAAACUGAAUGGUGGUGACUGUCUAGUAAAGUUGCGGGUGGACUAAAUCAGCUAAUGGCCUCCAGCCAGAGGCCCUGUGUAGUCCUUGACAGUGUACUGAGGAUUGAUAAGACACCACACUUUAGAAGCUGGUGGUGACUUGUAUCUACUUUGCCUCUUGGAUCAUUCACUGUCCUCCCCCAUAAGUGGUCAUUAUGCAUUGUCCCUUUUGAUAUAAAAAAAAACACCUAAGGCUUAAUCAUUGUAAAAGGUAGUAAUAAGGUCAGCUUUGAGCUUCUUAUUUUACAAAGGAUCAUCUCCAAUUUGUGGAUAAAGCUUUCUACCUGAACAUUAGUCUUGGAACAUUUUUUCUUGUCUUCAAUAGAAGGUUUUGGCACUUGCACAUGAUUUUCAGUCAUGACGUUCAUUUCAAAUCAUUAGUGUAUAAGGAGAUAAAUGUGUUUCAUUACAGCAAUCUCGUAGCUUUCAUGGUCUUUUGGUUGUAUUUCCUUAUUAAAAAUACUUCUUGAUGUUAGAUUCAUCACUCAAAUUUCUAAAGAUGUCCUAUGCUUCAUGAUGCAAGCUUUGUAAUGGAACAAAUCUUUUCCUAACGAGAUAUCACGAUUUGUAGUUCAUACUUUCAGCCGCUAGAUGUCCUUAACUUUCUUGUUGGAAAUGAGAUGUGGAAUACUUUAAAUAUCAAUUUAUGGGCACUUUUCUAUAUAAUUAUGGUCAUUGUAUUUUAUUUUUUCUUGUGUUUGAUGUUGCAUAUGUGUAUUCUACCUGUGUACUAUAUAUACACUUCAGUAUCAUAACUGUGAGUCCUUUCCUAUGUUUAUUUCUGCCAUUAAUGGACGUCUUCAACUUUUUUCUUGAAUUAGAUUUAUGGACUCAAAACACAUAAAUCAUCAUCCCCCCAUUUUGUUAUUUUGUCUCAGGCCAUUAUCCAGGUCACUCAUUGACUAUCACACAGCCACAGUAUUAUUCAUUAAAUGUGCGUUAGACUGUGUAUUGGAAAAUUCUCCUGCAUUUCAAGACCCAGGAUGUUUGUAAAACAAAGCAAACAUUCAGUGAUUUCAAAAUAUAUUGUGCUGUGUGGAGUUUCAUAGAAUAAAAAUUUUGUAAACAGUAUACAAAAAAUAUGAAGUUUGGCUUGGCUACUGAUGAGGCUCCAGCCUCAUCAGUAGCCAAUAUUAUUGAAACCUCAUUAAAGUAUAGCCGAAACUAGUUACUGUAUGAACACUAUCCACACGUUACUGAAAGACGACACUAUGGACACCUAACAGGUGAGACCAUAAUUACAGGUCAUGAUAUUUCUAAUUGCAAGGUGCACGCAUCGUUUGUGUUGUGAAGUUUUGCAAUUUUGGUAAGUUUGUGUGGUGGAUUAUCUCGGAUUUGUCAUGCUUACUACAUUUGUAAAACUAGAAAACAACUAACUGUUUUAGACCAUAGUAGAGAACCAAAUGGUAUGGUCCAUUUUAAACUGUGAUGCUUAUUGUCUUAUUGUCUUUUUAUUUUUAUUUAUUUUUAUUUUUUUUUCAAGUUUUUAUUGUUUGAUAAUAUCUUUACACUGCAGGAAUGCAGUGUUUUUGUCAGUCAGUUUAUUGGGUGCAGAACCCAUGGGCAUGGGGCACUUGACAGCUUCCCCCACCAUCAUGCUAUGUAGCUCAUUUACCAGGAAUUUGUGUACAAUUGUUUGUGAAAGUAUGAAAUGUUAUGUAAGCCUUUUUUAUUUUGACUUUUUCCUUGCCAGAUUUUUUUUUUUUUCAAAGCAUUUCAAUUGUGUUGGAGAAAAUAGAUUAUCCAUACCUGA
Molecule: messenger RNA, 2647 nt
Organism: Portunus trituberculatus (swimming crab)
Lineage: Eukaryota; Metazoa; Arthropoda; Malacostraca; Decapoda; Portunidae
Product: RNA-binding protein 1-like
Exons: 6
Coding region: 242-739 (165 amino acids)
Biological process (GO): mRNA splicing, via spliceosome
Cellular component (GO): nuclear speck
Molecular function (GO): RNA binding
Source: RefSeq, a predicted model, not a curated record